Messenger RNA from Rotaria sordida, 228 nucleotides. Lineage: Eukaryota; Metazoa; Rotifera; Eurotatoria; Philodinida; Philodinidae. The record is from the annotation of a GenBank genome assembly.
AUGUUUAUACAAUCAUGGGACGAAUUUGCUAAACAAGCUGAACGUUUAUAUCUUAAUAAUCCAAUGGCUUGUCGAUUUUGUUUAAAAUAUCGAAAUGAAAAACUUAUACUUCGUUUAACUGACAAUCAUACAUGUCUACAAUAUAAAACCAAAUAUGCACAAGAUUUAAAAAAAGCUGAAAAAUUAAUGUCAAGUCUCUUACGACAUAUGGCAUCAAAAGAAGCAUAA